GGGACGGCCGCUGCCAGCCGCCCCGCGCCGUCGCAACCGAGCCGCCUCGUCGCCCCGGUGCGUUUCUCAACGAAGAGGGUUUCGGCGCAGCCAUGCUGAGGACGGCGGUGCUGCUCUCGGUCCUGCUCAGCCUCGUUGGCUUUGGAGAAGGGCAGACGUUUCACAUGGGACCAUGUCCAGACCCACCAGUCCAGGAAGACUUCAACAUCGCCAAGUACGUUGGAAAAUGGUACGAGAUAGAGAAGCUGCCAUCAAGUUUCGAGAAAGGAAGCUGCAUCCAGGCAAAUUACGUGAUGGAAGAGAACGGGAAGAUCAAAGUGAUCAACAAGGAGCUGCAGUCUAACGGCAAAGUUAAAGAAAUCGAAGGAGAAAUCACAUAUGUGGACGUAAAGGAGCCAGCCAAGCUCGGCAUCAGCUUUAACUGGUUCACACCUUCCGCUCCUUACUGGGUCAUCUCCACUGACUAUGAGAACUACUCGCUGGUUUACUCCUGCACUAACAUUCUCUGGCUCUUCCAUGUCAACUACGCCUGGAUUCUUUCAAGAGCUCCCGAGAUGCACCCGGAAACUGUGGACAGCCUGAAGAACCUUCUCCAGUCCUACAAGAUUGACACCGAGAAAAUGAUGCCCACGAACCAACUUAACUGCCCUCCUGAGAUGUAACUCCGACAGCACCGCACCAGCUGCGAACUCUGCUGCUUUCCUUAGUGCCCGUUAGGACUUCUUUGCGUAGUCGUAGCCCCUCUGCUAACGGUAGUUUGCCAGCCCUGACCGUUGCUCCUCGCGGGUGUUCUCUCUGUUGUUAUUCCUCCUUUUUUGUCUCACUCUGACUGACUUUUGCAGAGUAACUGACUGGUUCAAAGCUAAAGGGUGAAGAGAUAAGGAAUCCUGAAGUGCAGUCGUCAAGUUUUGCUGUUGCUGUGGAUCCUCAAGUGUGUGGAUACAAAAGGGUAUGAGAUGUGAUGUACAAAUCUUAGUCCUGCGGGAAAACCUUUCUUCAUACUUCUGCAGGUGCAUUUCCUAUUUUUGUUGUGAUGUUUCUGGGCCUGUUAGGUACACGCAGCGGCUGAGCCACCCCACAGCCUCCCCAGCUGCAAUGGCUGGCCAUCGGGGGUCUGUCCUGCAACCAAGGAAUUGCCACUGGAGUUUUUAAACAUGCUUUCUGGUGCAGAGAUGUAGGGACAUGCUCCUGCCAAAUCAGCAAGCCUUCUUGCUAAAAUCCAGAUCUGGCCCUUCGCAUUUAAUGCCUGAAAUGCCUAAAAAUGUCCAGAAAUUCAUCAUUGCUCCCCCCCCCCCCAGUGCCUAUAUGCAUCUUUUUUUGCCUCUGGCAAGGCUGGUCCUGCACCACCAAAGGCUCAGCUCUGACAGUACCUGCAGACAGGCAGAAAAAGGAGGAGAAGGGUCUGUGCUCUUGUCCACACACAGGACGGGCAAGGAGCAAACGUGGCUCUCGUCCUGCCUGUGGAAUGUGUCGCGCGCCAGAGGCUUUCCCCGAACUCCUCCAGCUGGCAGGCUGUGUCCUGUGUGCCGCUCACCGCUUCGUUCGCAUCCGAGUGCCCUGACGGCACUGCAUCUGCCCUGGCAGAUGUUCGCAAGGCGCUGCUACGACUCUGCUUACAUAGCACUGAUGCAACUCAUUAAAAAUGAAAUCAAAAUA
Messenger RNA from Rhea pennata, 1656 nucleotides. RefSeq names its product apolipoprotein D (gene APOD). NCBI's taxonomy places the organism in Eukaryota, Metazoa, Chordata, Aves, Rheiformes, Rheidae. The coding region runs from base 93 to 662 and encodes 189 amino acids. The transcript has 5 exons. The record is from RefSeq and is a predicted model, not a curated record. Gene Ontology annotation, cellular component: cytoplasm. Gene Ontology annotation, biological process: response to reactive oxygen species; brain development; tissue regeneration. Gene Ontology annotation, molecular function: cholesterol binding.